GGUAACAGACCUUUGGACGUUUGAGGGGUUUAGUCAUCCUUCUUUGUAAUGGACAAUGUGGGCUCCUCCCUCCUCUGUGGUUACUGAUGGAGAGAGGGAAGGAAAGGAGUGGCAACAGGACGGCAAUCUACUCAUCUGUCCAAUUUCAGCUGCGCCACGGUUGUUUUGCGUCACGACUGGGCAAGUUAUCUCAAAUGUGACGCUUUCCCAAGGGGUCGCAUGCUGCGGGGAUCACCGAAGAGAUCUUGCCACUUCUCGGCAGUUCAAAGACAUUUUUUCCCCCAGUUUCCUCAGUAAUAGGUCAGUCUAGCUCUUUAUUCAGGAACUGAUCCAAAACACACACACACUUCAGUGACGGAACUAAUAAGGAUCUCGGCUCUCGGACUUGUCGGCAGAAAGCUAUAAAGGACUUACCUCUGAGUCAGACCAUGGAGGAGAGUUCCCAGCAUGCUAUGCGAGGUCUGGGGCCCCUGCCCUGGUAUGUGGGGGGGUCCCAGGUGCUAGGCCUGGCCUGUGUGGUGAUCACAGGGGUGUGGAUGGGUCACUACCGGGGGGGCUAUGCCUGGGAUGGAUCCUCCCGGGAGUUCAACGUUCAUCCCCUCUGCAUGGUGCUGGGCCUGGUCUUCCUCUAUGGAGAUGCCAUCCUAGUGUACAGGGUGUUCAGGAAUGAGAACAAACGCAAUGUCAAGAUCCUCCAUGCGGCCAUCCACCUCCUUGCACUUGUCAUCAGUAUAGUGGGUAUGGUUGCAGUGUUUGACUUUCACAGGACAGCAAACAUCCCAAACAUGUACUCCCUCCACAGCUGGUGUGGCAUGGCCACCUUCGUCUUCUUCUGUGUUCAGUGGGUGAUGGGCCUAGCCUUCUUCCUGUUCCCCGGGGCGUCGGCCCGGCUGAGGAGCUGGUACCUGCCUCUCCACGCCUUCUUUGGCCUGGUGCUGCUGAUCAUGGCUGUGGGCACCAGCCUGCUGGGGAUCACGGAGAAACUGCUCUUCAGCAUCCAGAACACCUACUCCAAGUUUGACUCCGAGGGAGUCCUGGCCAACGUGCUGGGACUACUGCUGGUGGGCUUCGGGGUGCUGGUGGGCUACGUGGUGACACGGGAGGACUUCAGACGACCCCCCCACCCUGAAGAGGAGGCGUUGUCGGUGCACUUUAAGACCCUGACAGAGGGAGGGAGCCCCAACUCACCUUAGUAGAGCUGCUCUCCCUCCCUCUUCUAAUCCCCCCCCUCCUGAAAAUGGACGGCCGUUGUUUGUUUCCUGAAAACUUGAUCCGAACCUUUGAAAUGUUGUAGGUGGUACACAACCCCUCUGGUUCAGUAGCUGCCCUCAAUCCAAUUUCCUGUACUGAAUGUGGACGGCUCACAUAUGCCCCCUAGUGUUCAUAGAUUUACACAACUGACUUAAACUGGUGUAACCAUUUUAACAAUCACACAAGUGCCAUAAACCCAAAUAUAUUGACAAGAAACGACCUCUGAAAUUAAAUGGAUUAUCUCCUGUUUCUCUUUUACAGUACUAUAAAUUACUUCUGAAUGCUAAAGUGUGCCUUUGUCUUGGUAAGGCAGUGCCAAAUACAAGCCAAACUGGGUCCACCAGAUAUUUUCUUGUUGCACUAUUUCAUAGGGUUAACAUUGCUCCAUUCACAGUUGAGAGAUUAAGUGAGAAGUUUGUUGGAGAGCUGUCAGUAGUUUAGCUAGUGAUAAUCAGGUAUAAUUUACCAGGGUACUGUAAAAGGAUCUGUCAGGGGAAUGAGAAGUAGAUGUUUCCACAGAUAAGAAACAAACAUUAAUUCUAGCUUUCAGUUGAUCAGCAUAAUGUUUGAUGUUAGAUUAAGAAGUAAACUCACGUUUCUGUAGCUGUAUAAAGAUGGAUUAAGAUAGUACUGGUGACAUUGUUUUUAGUCUGAUAUUUUGAAGUAUUCUUCAUUGAGCUGUUGUGCAUUCCUGUGUGCUUGAUGUUCCUUUGUAAAGAUCUGCCUGUGUCAUACAUUACAUAAACACAGAUUGAAAGAGAUUGUGCAAAUAUUAUAAACCGUGUAUGAAGAUGUAGUUCUGUUGUCCAUAUUGUAAUGAAUUAAGAAGGUUUGAUUCCUUUUUGCUGCUUGUUUAUUUGUAUGCUCAGAUGACUUCUUGUCUGAACACAGCCUGAUGAACUGAUGGAAAUCCAUUAUCUUGCUUACCAUCAUAUCAUUAUUAAAGUGGCAUGCCUCAAUUAUUACACUGGCA
Messenger RNA from Osmerus eperlanus (European smelt), 2224 nucleotides. It is a transcript of the gene cyb561, whose product is annotated as transmembrane ascorbate-dependent reductase CYB561. The transcript has 6 exons. Gene Ontology annotation, molecular function: oxidoreductase activity. Bases 429 to 1193 code for a protein of 254 amino acids. Gene Ontology annotation, cellular component: lysosomal membrane. NCBI's taxonomy places the organism in Eukaryota, Metazoa, Chordata, Actinopteri, Osmeriformes, Osmeridae. The record is from RefSeq and is a predicted model, not a curated record.